This is a messenger RNA of Aspergillus oryzae RIB40, 804 nucleotides long. RefSeq names its product ceramidase. Lineage: Eukaryota; Fungi; Ascomycota; Eurotiomycetes; Eurotiales; Aspergillaceae. Gene Ontology annotation, biological process: ceramide biosynthetic process; ceramide catabolic process. The transcript is spliced from 3 exons. Bases 1 to 804 code for a protein of 267 amino acids. Gene Ontology annotation, cellular component: endoplasmic reticulum membrane. The record is from RefSeq and is a predicted model, not a curated record.
AUGCAACUUGUCGACGAGCUUUCCAUGAUCUACACCACUUGUUUGAUGUGCUAUGCGUCCUUUUCUUACUCGAGACCGACAAGCGUCCGUGUCUUCCUAGCCAUUGCGCUGACCAGUCUGGCCGUCUUCAUCACCCUCUAUUACCACUACCUUCAGGACCCUGUCUUCCACCAGAAUGCAUAUGCUAUCCUGACCAUUGUCGUCGUCCUGCGGAGUAUGUACACCAUGGAAGUAACCCUUCGCCCUAAAUGGCGACACACUACCGAGGAGGACCGGCUAGCGCGCGAGAAACAGGGUCUGCCCAUUCCUUCGAAGGAGCAUCAACAUUACGAGAAUGUACGAGAUGUCAAGAUUCUGAAGACUAUGUGGUUCAUGGUUAUUUAUGGGCUGAGCAUGUUCCUCGGCGGCUUCUUUAUCUGGAACUUGGAUAACCACUUUUGCACUAAGAUCCGCGGAUGGCGCCGGGUAGUGGGGCUUCCGUGGGGUAUGCUCCUUGAAGGUCAUGGCUGGUGGUAUGUUUUCCUUGCCCUUGUUCUUUUUCUUUUCUGCACCGCUGCAGGUGUUCGCUCAGGAAUAUUACCUGUGGUGGCCGCAUUUCUGGAACUUUCCGGAGAUCAUCCGUAUUGGCUCCAAAGACAAGGGCGAAAAUGCGAGCAGUGUGGCCAGGAGCUACGGUGGCUUGGCUAUGACCCUGGUAUUUGUGUUUUGUUUAUUCAUAGACAUUGGUUUUGGCCUGGCCAGGACCUUCUUAUUAUAGAGAACAGGAUGAGAAAAAUGAAGAUGGUGUUACAGCUCACAGCGUGA